AUGGCCUCGAAAAAGGGCCUUCCAGUCGAAAUCUUCCUACAAAUAUAUGGUUACUUGGGGCCAAAAGACUUCAACGCUGCUCGGCGUACAUGCCAAGCGUGGAUGAAGGCCAGUCUGGAUAGGAAACUGCUCACGGUAAUGCUAGAAAGAGGUGGCUGGACAAAUGUGGAUACCAGCAGAGAAUGGCAGUGGCUCAGCUGCCAACUUGCCAGAGAGUGUGCCUUGGCCCCAGGCCGGGCCGGGUUGGAAACAGAGCCAAUAUUCACAAAGAGCUCCGAGGUGGAUUUCACCAGGCUGCAGAGCAACAGCCAACCCGGUGGUCAAUUAUUCUUCACCACCAGCAUCUGCUCGCGCUUCCUGUGCGUAGCCCAGGGAGCGCUGAUCCACAUUCACCAAUUCGACGCUGGCCGUCCGGUAUACAUGGCAAGCGUCCAGUGCAAAGGACGAGUAUUUGCCCUCACCAUGGGCCUAUAUGGCGGUAGAUACGCCAUCGCUGCCAUCCUGGAACACAGAAUGGGCAUGGUGCAAAAACUUCCAGAAGAGUUAUUUGGCCAUGGCCCACAGGAGCAGCAGCAGUAUCGUACGCGGUUCAACACAAUUCAUAUCCAGUCCAACAGCGAGAGGAUAAUCAUCAUGGGCACCAACAACAGCACCCUGUAUGAGCACAACUUGAUCAACCCGACAUGGAAUUUGAUCGAAAACAACUCGACAAUUUACAGAGACCUGGGCUCCAACAAUGACCCACCGCUCAGCGUUUCUCUCUGCCCCAAAAACCAGUGUGUAAUUUUUGGCUGUGCAGCAAGCCUGGACAUACAAUGGAUCGAUGGAGCCUCAGGCCAGAGCCUACAUCGCUGGGUUCCCAUGACCGCCCCAAGCGACCACAUCUACGUCCUCGCAUCACGGCCAGGACACGAAUCAUCAUCAUCAGACACACUCCGUAUUCUCUCCAGUGUCGUCCACCCGGACAACCGCCCUUGGAUCAAACGCAGACUCCUUCUCAACAGGCUCUACUGCGCCUACAGACUCAAAUCUGCCCACAAGGCCUGCGAAUGCUACCACUGCAUCCCGCUAAGCGACGGCUACCACAUACUCUUUGUCGACUCCGCCAGCAACCGCCUCGGCCUAGGCACUACGGAGCUCGUCGGCCGCACCACAAAGUUGGUUCGUAAAAUCGAUUUCAUCCCUGCGACAAACGGGGCACGACCGAGGCUCUACUGCGCUGCAGCAGACAUGUCGCAGGGCGCACGUGUAGCGGCCGUCUACGGCGACACCGUCAUGUUAUACUCUGUCCCACCGGACGUAUGCCGCUUUGCUCCCGACCAGGACCAAAUAGAUUGCCCGCUGCAACAGGGCAACAACCACUGGCUCGACUGGUGGCAUGAGCCGCGUGCCAACGACGAGACUGCCGCGCUGCCUCAUCAGAGUCGCGCCAUGUGGCCACUUUCCUUACACGGGACGCGCAUAACUGCAAUGGCGAAUGUUUGCGAGAUUUCUGUGCAGACACACCCGUGCCUUUCUAUCACGGUGUUUACGGACGCGGCCAAGUGCGAGGUUUGGAAAUUUCCCAAGGGUGAAAGAGACAUUUGGGGUGGACAAGGUAGUGGUGUGUGUGAGCAAGGGCUUGCUGAAUCAGGUUUUUGUACUACUAGGCUAAGGAUUUUGUAA
Molecule: messenger RNA, 1665 nt
Organism: Bipolaris maydis ATCC 48331
Lineage: Eukaryota; Fungi; Ascomycota; Dothideomycetes; Pleosporales; Pleosporaceae
Molecular function (GO): protein binding
Source: RefSeq, a predicted model, not a curated record